Molecule: messenger RNA, 714 nt
Organism: Penicillium griseofulvum
Lineage: Eukaryota; Fungi; Ascomycota; Eurotiomycetes; Eurotiales; Aspergillaceae
Exons: 1
Coding region: 1-714 (237 amino acids)
Source: RefSeq, a predicted model, not a curated record
AUGCCUCAACUUGCUCUAUAUCUCAACUUAGUGCUAGCCUGUUUCCUCAUUCAUCCUGUCAACAGUGCUCCUCCGACCUUGGCGCCACCCCUCCCGGGCCUCCACAACCUUUUUACCCCAUUCCAUGAUACUCCCGUGGCACCAAUUCAACCACAAAAAGAUGAGCUAGAUCUUUAUUACGGCAAAUGCUACCGAAUCGAAAACAACAAAAAGCAAAAGCUAGGCUAUCAACAAGGCGCAUACUACCGGUAUGAUGCAGACGAUAACCGGCGCCCUUUCCGCGUCUGCCGCUCCACGCGGGGAGCUUGCAAGCGUGAACAAGAUGACCAGAACGUCCGCAAGAACGACCGGUUCUAUCUCUGGGAUGGGCACGGUUCGGCCUGGUCCAAGGGUCCAACCUGGAUUGGUUUCACUGGAGUGUUUUUGUAUCCGAAUAUUUACCGCGACGUCGAGAACUAUAUUGCGCCGUUCAAGGCGCAUCAGAGUUGUGAUCGAGAUGAUUCCAGUCAAGGGGGUGAUCUGAAUGAGCAGAAGAAGAAUAAGUGCUCACUUUGUGUCAAUUUGAAAAACAGCUACAAUAACUAUAACGGGCUGGCGACAUAUCCCACAGGAUAUAUUUACCAAACCGCAAAUCCGUCUGAUUGUGUUUAUUGGGUGUUUAAAGAGGUGGAUUGUCCAGAUGAUGAUUGGGUAGAGGAUGACGAAGAACUGUAA